AUGUUCAUCGUGCACGCAUCCAUCGUCUCAACGAUGUUCGGGUCCAUUCCUUUCAAUCCAGGAGCUCAAACUCCACAGAAACCAAGGCCGGAUGGAGGCCAGCCUCCCCAGCCUCCUCCCCCUCCUCCCUCAGCCUCCAAAACCCCUCGAGCAUCUGCGCGAACAGCUGAACAGAAGGUCGAUAAUGUCCUUCAAGCCAUAACAGACAAUAACCUCAACCUCGCCACGUUUUUGUACCUCCUCUUCCGGCUCGAGAAGCGUGAUCCCCGGAGCAAAGGUGGCCUGGAUGGAAUCAAUCCUUUCGACAAACUCCCUGCCCAAUCCGAUCCUAAUCGAGCCACGCGAAGCGAGAAGCAUCAACGUAUGCUCACAGCAUUCUUUAAUGGCACCUCAAAGCCGCACCUUGGGGUAAUAUUAGCAGAGAUUUGGAGAAAUGCUCGAGAGACAGGAGACUCCCCAGCAACGACACACCCCUUUGAAGAUAAGAAGCCUUUCACGGAAAUUCCCCUUGCCAUCAAAGCAUUUGCCACAUUUGCGAGUCGUGCCGUCAUAGAUAUGGUUGGAGAAGAAGCUGAGCGGAUGGUAGAGAGGAGGUCAGGCUUGCAUAUCCGUGCCCAGCUGAAGGAAGGAGGCAGAGGGAGCCGUGAAGACGAGAGAGCUAGCUGGGCAAAGAUAGAAGACUUCAGUUUUGAGAAGGGUGCACAGAUUGCGAAGGAGAACGCACCGGUUCUCUGGAACUGCAUGCUAAAGUUCACGGGUUACAAUGAAGAAGAAGAUCAGGGCCCGGUAAUUAAAUACCGUCCGAAGCGACUGGUUUGCACUAAUGCUAUAAUGUCACUCGCCUUUGCGAAAUCCAAUCGUGCCAACCUCAUUCCUUUAUGUCGAGGUAUCUGGAUGUUUUCGGCGCUUGCACCAAAGACGAUGUUCCGUGUUGAGAGCCGACUCGGAAUGUCCGUUUCCUACUCAUCCACCCAUCGAGCCCUCAAAAACAUGUCCAAAGAACAAGGAAAGGAGGUAAGGGAACUCGUGGUCGGUGAGAGGUCGUCGAGGAAACAUGUGUGGUGUGUCAGCGACAAUAUCCAAGCCUACAAGAAGAAACGCGACCACGGUCUGGGGAGGGUUAGUGAAAUGGUCAAAGGAAUGGCGGCAACUGCAAUACAGAUGGAUAACAUCGACCCAGAAGCUUUCAACCUGACAAACCUGCUUGAACGACAGGCGAAGAACGAACGACGCACAUUAACAGCUGAUAUGAUACUGGACGAUAUCGAUUGGACGCACCUUGAACGAGUAGCCGCCUACCAAUUCCUCUCCGUCCUCAUCCAUCAUGUACCCUCGCUUUCCAACUCCGACCAUCGAAAACACCUCAAACAGUUCUCCGACAGUGGCCUAAAGAAGUUCGAGCGUCCGAAGAACUUUCAGUCCAAGGUAUAUCCAUUGGCGACGAACAGUGCAGACGAGAUGAAGGUUCAGGAGCUGAGAGAAGCAAUCAUUGAUUUCGCAUCCACUCAGCUCGGCAUAACGGAGGAAUCCAUCGACAAUCGUUGCUGGCCCUUCUCCGGCGAUGGAAAGACAUUUGACGCCUUUCUUCGCCUGCGGAAGCAGUCUUCAGUUGAAGAGCUUACCUUCGAAAGCUUUGGUUGGAUGAUCCCACUGCUGGAGGUGUGGCAUGCCAAAUGGACUGACUUAUCGCGGGUCGUUCGAGGACAUCACGGCGACAGCACCGACCCAAGCUCUUUGGCCUUCUUCGCUCAGCUCACCGGUUGUCCCCAGCCAGCCGAUCUCCGAAAGGUUGAUUUUUACGAUGGCCAGCACCUUGUGAAUCUUUCAUUUGAGGCAUUGGUGUUGAAUGUAUGGGAGCAGGAGUUCAGAACAACCGACCUCGUACAACACUUCGAACACAUGAGUACCCUCCCUCCCUUUGGGGAUCUUGUCUCUCGCGCCAGACGGCUGUCUCAUAGCCACGCAUCUUCACAAGCCUAUCAAUUUGUGUCUACUCCUUCCCAAUCCAUGAGGAAUCCCGGCAUACCUGUUGGCACUGAGUGGACAACCUCCGAAGAGAUACAAUCGACAACUCCAGCAAAUCCUGCUCCCAAUCCGACACCAGGUACGGGACCAGCGACAAGUGAUCUUCAAGACGAGGGAAUUGCGAUUCCAGACCCCGACCCACUCCCGGUUCCCCAGCCGCCCGAUACCAGGGAAAGCGAUAAGGCUGCAGCCAAUAUCACUUUAUUUUUACGUGACGCGCUGUGGUGGCGGGAGGUCUGCCUUGCCGUUUCCGAGGGUGACACAGGUCGAUUGCUUGAAAUGUUCAAAGUUUGGAUCUUCACAUUUGCUGGGAGCAAGAACCCAUUCUAUUCAACCUUCCUUCUCGAGAUUUACUGCAACUUCAAAUGGGAAUUCUCCCCGGAACUCCGACAUGCGUUGAUGUUCUAUUGGCUGGUUAAUUUGAGUGGUCUUCCGGGUUGCUAUAUCGAACUUGACCUUUUGCAGGAGCAUUUUAAUUUCUGGCUGGAGGAGAUGGUUCAGCACAAGGGGAAGUCCUUCGAUGAUCCUUUCUACCGCGAGGUUGUCGCCCGAAACAUCCACCACUUCCUUAAACUGAAAGAUGAAAUGGAACAGAGGGUCCAACUGCAGGCACGGACAAAACGUCACACCAACCCAAAGCUCGACAAUGAACGGAAUCUUCUCCUCAGUCAUAUACGGCAAUUCCAGUUGAACAAAUAUCGAGCUGGACGGACAUACGGGUUCUCGGUUCAAGACGAUUUUUCCGUCGGGCACGACAAGAUUGUAGACGGCAAGUUAAAGAAGUUUAUUGCGCGGUCGUCCGAAUAUGCUACGCGGCUACAGGCACGCGGGUAUGGAGCUAUCGAGGAAGGGAGCGAGGCAGAGAGGCUUGAGCUGGAUGAGGACCUCGAGUUAGAGGACGAGGACUUGCGAGACGAGCUGGAGGACAUACCAGUGACAUCACCUCGUCCGCGGAUGGUCUCUGUUGAUGGUGAAGUCUUUGUAGUGGAAGGAGACAACGAGGAGGAUUAG
This is a messenger RNA of Coprinopsis cinerea okayama7#130, 3036 nucleotides long. RefSeq lists its product as hypothetical. The transcript is spliced from 4 exons. Bases 1 to 3036 code for a protein of 1011 amino acids. NCBI's taxonomy places the organism in Eukaryota, Fungi, Basidiomycota, Agaricomycetes, Agaricales, Psathyrellaceae. The record is from RefSeq and is a predicted model, not a curated record.